This is a messenger RNA of Engraulis encrasicolus (European anchovy), 882 nucleotides long. RefSeq names its product arylamine N-acetyltransferase 2-like. Lineage: Eukaryota; Metazoa; Chordata; Actinopteri; Clupeiformes; Engraulidae. The coding region runs from base 1 to 879 and encodes 292 amino acids. The record is from RefSeq and is a predicted model, not a curated record. The transcript is spliced from 3 exons. Gene Ontology annotation, molecular function: arylamine N-acetyltransferase activity.
AUGGGCACAUACACGACCUCACGUAAACUACUGAUUCCAGACGAGCACUUUGCCAAGUCCUACCUGGGGGCGCGAGGGCCCAUCAAUCCCGUUUACUGCUUCACGUUGCAGCCCAGACAAUUUGGGGACUUCCACGCCGCGUUCCAUUUCCUACAGACCAACCCAGACUCCCUGUAUGCCAACAAGUCAAUAUGCGCGCUGCCCACCCCUAUGGAAUACAGGGCUCUUGUCGGCUGGGUAUACCGCGAGGUGACGUUUGCCUACCAGGAUGAGUUUGACCUGAUGGAGAUACGCCGCAUCACGGAUGAUGAGGUCCAAGACGUACUGAGGGAGAAGUUUGGCUUGCCCAUAGCCCACAACCUCACGCUGAAGAACAACAGGAUCAUCUACACCAUAGCAUUUAAACAUUUAAAGACAUACAAUUUGGGUUGGGUGGAGGUGGAGGGCAGCUCUUACAUUGCCGACACCAGCUUCGGCCUGGCGGACCAGAUCCUGGAGCCCCUGGAGCUGGUCUCUGGGAAGGAGCAGCCUCAGCCUGGCGGGACCUUCUGCCUGAGGCAAGAUGGCGGCAACACAUGGACACUUGACAGGACUGUGCGCCCGCCACAGAUCCCCAAUGAGGAGUUUGCCAAGAGCUCCCUGGUGAUACGCAUCCCCGUCAAUAAGGUCUUUUGCUUUACGCUGGAGCCCCGCAAGCUCGACGACCUCAGGGCCAUUGGGGAAUUCGAGGUCACAUUUGCCUACCAAGAGAAAUUUGACCUCAUGGACAUGCGCCGCAUCACGUAUGAUGAGGUCCAGGACUUGCUCAGGGAGAAGUUUGGUCUGCCCACGAUACCCAAACUUCAACUGAAGAACAACAGGGGUGUCUUUGUUAUGUAAACU